This is a messenger RNA of Penicillium macrosclerotiorum, 1101 nucleotides long. RefSeq names its product putative formamidopyrimidine-DNA glycosylase. Bases 1 to 1101 code for a protein of 366 amino acids. Gene Ontology annotation, biological process: base-excision repair. The record is from RefSeq and is a predicted model, not a curated record. Lineage: Eukaryota; Fungi; Ascomycota; Eurotiomycetes; Eurotiales; Aspergillaceae. Gene Ontology annotation, molecular function: DNA-(apurinic or apyrimidinic site) endonuclease activity; DNA N-glycosylase activity; zinc ion binding. Gene Ontology annotation, cellular component: nucleus. The transcript has 2 exons.
AUGCCCGAGCUUGCAGAAGUUGCGCGCAUUGUGCAUUUUAUUCGGCAGCACUUGGUUGGGAAGACCCUCUCGAAGGUACAAGCGCAACACGAUGAUAUCGUUUAUGGGAAAGUUGGCACAACAGCUGCAGAAUUUCAAAAAGCUAUGCAAGGGAAGAAAAUAGUAGGAGCUGGUCAGCAAGGAAAAUAUUUUUGGAUCACAAUGUCAUCACCACCGCACGCAGUCAUGCAUUUUGGCAUGGCGGGCUGGUUGAAAAUCAAGGAUGCCGACACAUAUUACUACCGAUCUGACAAGCCUGCCGACAAGGAGUGGCCACCCAAGUACUGGAAGUUCCUGCUGGAGACGAGCGAUGACCCAGCAACAGAGGCUGCAUUCGUGGACCCUCGCCGACUCAGCCGUAUACGAUUAGUCGAUUGCCCGGCUCACGAAAUCCGGAAAUACACGCCUCUGAAGGAAAACGGCCCGGACCCUGUUGCAGACAAGGACAUUGUCACGGAGACAUGGUUGAUGGACAAGUUGAAGAGCAGAAAGGUGCCUAUUAAGGCCCUUUUGCUGGAUCAGGCCAAUAUCAGUGGAAUUGGGAAUUGGAUGGGUGACGAGAUUUUAUAUCAUGCAAAAAUCCACCCUGAACAGUAUAGCAACACUCUGAAUAAUGACCAAAUAAAGGAACUCAACACCUCUAUUCAUUAUGUUUGUUCUACAGCCCUCGAAGUACUGGCGGACUCGGAAAAAUUCCCAGAGCACUGGCUUUUCAAACAUCGAUGGGGAAAGGGAAAGAAGAACCAACCAGCAGCUCUGCCAAAUGGAGACAAAAUCACAUUCCUCACAGUUGGCGGCCGUACAAGCGCUGUUGUUCCAGCAGUCCAGAAGAAAACCGGAGCUGUUGCGAAAGAAAUUGACGAAGAAGCCUCUGACAUCAAGUCCGCCUCGAAGAGAAAGCGUGUUGUGAAGCAGGAAAGUGAUACGGAGGACGAAAUUUCGGAGCCGAAAAGCCGUUCGCAAAAGAAGACCGCCGGUAGAAAUGUGAAAAAGGAGGGAGCCGAAUCGAAACCAAGUACAGAGUCGCUCGGAAGGCGUCGCUCUACCCGGUCACGGAACUGA